UAUGUCUUGAAAAAAUGGAAGAUAUUCAGCUAGCCAUGGUUAUUGCCCGUUUAUAUGAAUCUGAAUUUGAGACUUCAUCCACUUAUAUAUCCAUCCUAAAUCAGAAGAUUUUGGGUUGCCAAAAGGAUGGCUCAGGAUUCAGUUGCAAAAGAUUACAUCCUGAUCCUUUCCUGCGUAGUCUUGCCUAUUGGGUAAUGAAAGAUUACACCCGAGCCUUGGACACAUUACUGGAACAAACACCAAAGGAGGAUGAUGAACAUCAAGUUAUCAUCAAGUCUUGUAACCCAGUGGCAUUUAGUUUUUAUAACUACCUUCGAACUCAUCCUUUGCUUAUUCGAAGAAAUCUUGCCUCCCCUGAAGGAACUUUGGCAACCUUAGGUCUCAAAACUGAGAAGAACUUUGUUGAUAAAAUUAACCUCAUAGAAAGAAAAUUAUUCUUUACCACUGCAAAUGCUCAUUUUAAAGUUGGAUGCCCUGUUUUAGCCUUGGAGGUACUCUCCAAAAUUCCAAAAGUAACCAAAACAUCUGCCUUAUCUGCAAAAAAAGAUCAGCCUGACUUCAUUUCUCACAAGAUGGAUGAUGUACCUUCACAAUCAAAAGCUCUGAGUGAUGGCAGUGGAAGUUCUGGUAUUGAUUGGUCAAAUGUAACUUCAUCACAGUAUGACUGGAGUCAGCCAGUAGUAAAAGUUGAUGAGGAACCUCUUAAUCUUGAUUGGGGUGAAGAUCACGACAGUGCCUUAGAUGAAGAGGAAGAAGAUGCUGUUGGUUUAGUGAUGAAAAGUACAGAUGCCAGGGAAAAAGAUAAACAAUCAGAUCAGAAGGCCUCAGACCCUAACAUGUUAUUAACACCUCAGGAAGAGGAUGGUCCUGAAGGUGAUACUGAAGUUGAUGUGAUUGCUGAGCAACUAAAAUUCAGAGCUUGUUUAAAGAUCCUUAUGACUGAAUUAAGAACAUUGGCUACAGGUUAUGAAGUAGAUGGAGGGAAACUCAGAUUUCAACUCUACAACUGGCUUGAAAAGGAAAUUGCUGCCUUGCAUGAGAUAUGUAAUCAUGAAUCAGUUAUUAAAGAAUAUUCUAGUAAGACAUAUUCCAAAGUAGAGAGUGAUCUACUGGAUCAGGAAGAAAUGGUAGACAAACCAGAUAUUGGUUCCUAUGAGCGCCAUCAAAUAGAAAGAAGAAGAUUGCAGGCCAAACGAGAGCAUGCAGAAAGACGAAAGUCGUGGUUGCAGAAAAACCAAGAUCUCCUGAGAGUGUUUCUCAGCUACUGUAGCCUUCAUGGGGCCCAAGGUGGUGGUCUGGCUUCAGUAAGGAUGGAACUCAAAUUUUUGCUACAAGAAUCACAACAGGAAACUACAGUAAAGCAGCUCCAGUCUCCACUACCACUGCCUACCACCCUACCUCUGCUUUCAGCAAGUAUUGCGUCAACAAAAACAGUCAUAGCUAAUCCUGUAUUGUACUUAAAUAAUCACAUCCAUGAUAUACUUUAUACUAUUGUUCAGAUGAAAACACCACCUCAUCCCAGUAUUGAAGAUGUGAAGGUGCACACACUUCAUUCACUAGCAGCAUCACUUUCUGCAUCAAUUUACCAAGCAUUAUGUGACAGUCAUAGCUACAGUCAAACAGAAGGAAAUCAGUUUACAGGAAUGGCUUAUCAAGGACUUCUUUUAAGUGAUCGUAGAAGACUAAGGACAGAAAGCAUUGAAGAACACGCAACACCAAAUUCAUCUCCUGCUCAGUGGCCUGGUGUGAGCUCACUUAUUAAUCUCUUGAGUUCAGCCCAAGAUGAAGACCAGCCAAAACUGAACAUUUUGUUAUGUGAAGCUGUUGUUGCUGUUUACUUAAGUUUAUUGAUACAUGCUCUUGCUACAAAUUCCUCCAAUGAAUUAUUUCGGCUUGCAGCCCACCCAUUAAAUAAUCGAAUGUGGGCUGCUGUUUUUGGAGGCGGUGUAAAACUUGUUGUGAAACCUCGAAGACAAUCAGAAAAUAUUUCAGCACCUCCUGUCCUUUCUGAAGACAUAGAUAAACACCGUAGGAGAUUUAACAUGCGAAUGCUUGUCCCUGGGAGGCCUGUAAAAGAUGCUACCCCACCACCGGUGCCUGCAGAAAGACCAUCCUACAAAGAAAAAUUUAUUCCUCCUGAACUUAGUAUGUGGGAUUAUUUUGUUGCAAAGCCAUUUCUUCCUUUGUCCGAUAGUGGUGUUAUAUAUGAUUCUGAUGAAAGCAUUCAUAGUGAUGAGGAAGAUGAUGCCUUUUUUUCAGAUACACAAAUACAGGAGCAUCAAGAUCCAAAUUCCUAUAGCUGGGCUCUUCUACAUUUGACAAUGGUUAAGCUAGCACUUCACAAUGUCAAGAAUUUCUUUCCUAUUGCUGGACUGGAAUUCUCUGAGCUGCCUGUUACAUCACCAUUAGGUAUUGCUGUGAUUAAAAACUUGGAGAACUGGGAACAGAUCUUGCAAGAGAAAAUGGAUCAGUUUGAAGGUCCACCCGCUAACUAUAUCAACACAUACCCAACUGACCUUUCAGUGGGAGCUGGACCAGCUAUUCUUCGAAAUAAAGCAAUGCUAGAACCUGAAAAUACCCCAUUCAAGUCCCGGGAUUCUUCUGCAUUUCCAGUCAAACGACUUUGGCAUUUCCUUGUUAAACAAGAAGUCCUUCAAGAGACAUUUAUUAGAUAUAUUUUCACUAAGAAAAGAAAGCAGAGUGAGUCUAUAGAAGAACAUGUGGAGCAGGUCAACCAAAACUGCGUAGCAGAAGAUUGCCACAUCAAGGUUGAAGCUGAUCUGGGCUAUCCAGGUGGAAAAGCGAAAGUCAUUCAUAAGGAAUCUGAUAUGAUCAUGGCAUUUUCUGUUAAUAAGGCAAAUUGCAAUGAAAUUGUUUUGGCUUCAACACAUGAUGUUCAAGAACUUGAUGUUACUUCUCUACUGGCCUGUCAGUCAUAUAUAUGGAUCGGAGAAGAAUAUGACAGAGAAUCCAAAAGUUCAGAUGAUGUUGAUUAUCGUGGUUCCACUACAACUCUUUAUCAACCCAGUGCAACAUCCUAUUCAGCAAGUCAGGUGCAUCCACCUUCAUCUCUGCCAUGGCUGGGCAGUGGACAGACUAGCACUGGAGCUAGUGUGCUUAUGAAAAGGAAUCUACAUAAUGUUAAGAGAAUGACUUCACACCCAGUCCAUCAAUACUAUCUUACAGGUGCUCAGGACGGCAGUGUACGAAUGUUUGAAUGGACGCGACCUCAGCAACUUGUCUGCUUUCGUCAAGCUGGCAAUGCAAGAGUUACUAGAUUAUAUUUUAAUUCACAAGGCAACAAGUGUGGUGUUGCGGAUGGAGAGGGUUUUCUGAGUAUCUGGCAAGUUAACCAAACUGCAUCAAAUCCUAAACCUUAUAUGAGUUGGCAGUGCCACAGUAAAGCCACAAGUGACUUUGCAUUUAUUACCUCUUCAAGUCUAGUUGCCACAUCUGGACACUCCAAUGACAAUAGAAAUGUUUGCCUCUGGGACACAUUAAUAUCACCCGGAAACAGCCUCAUUCAUGGUUUCACAUGCCAUGAUCAUGGUGCCACAGUACUUCAAUAUGCACCCAAACAGCAACUCCUGAUCUCGGGGGGUAGGAAAGGACAUGUCUGCAUUUUUGACAUCAGGCAAAGGCAGCUCAUUCACACAUUCCAGGCCCAUGACUCAGCUAUUAAGGCUCUGGCCCUGGAUCCCUAUGAGGAAUAUUUUACCACAGGUUCAGCAGAAGGUAACAUAAAGGUUUGGAGAUUGACAGGCCAUGGCCUAAUUCAUUCAUUUAAAAGUGAACAUGCUAAGCAGUCCAUAUUUCGAAACAUUGGGGCCGGAGUCAUGCAGAUUGACAUCAUCCAGGGCAAUCGGAUCUUCUCCUGUGGUGCAGAUGGCACGCUGAAAACCAGGGUUUUGCCCAAUGCUUUUAACAUCCCUAACAGAAUUCUUGACAUUCUAUAGAUUUAAAGAUUGAGGUUUUAUUUUUAUAUCCAUUUCAAUUAAAAGGCACAGUACAGUAAUCACUAGGCAAUUCUGCUUUCUAAGCAGUUAACAUUGAAAACAGAGAAUCUCUGUGUAGAAUUCGAAUAUGACCCAAGCUGAGUAUUAUCUAUACAGGUUGGUGGAAUGAAUGUGCAUGUACCUUAUUAUGCUGACAUACUAAAAAAAUAAAACCUAGUAUUGUAUGAAGGAUAGCUAUUCUUUACAGCAUUUAGCAAACCUGAUUCAAAAAACAUUUGAGAUUAGCAAAUUAGUAACUUGAAAUAAUGAAAAGGACGUUUAUACCAAAUUAAGGAAGAAAAUGUUGCUGAUUCGGGUUUUUCUUCCUGUUCUCACCACUGACUGCACUGACUGAAGCAUGCCUGCAGUCUCCUCCUCUUUUGAAUGAAGGAUAAUCAUAAGGUGUUAGGAGCGCUAGACCACCAGGAAAACUUUCUUAGCUGUGGAGCAGUGCGCGGUGACCAGUUCUCUGCUGGGAGAGGUUAUUUCCAUUCUUUCCUGCUGAAUAUUUUUCCUGUUAGUGUUUAUACUGAGCUAGUACUGUAACUUGCAAAUGAGUGCAAAUUUAAAUGCAAUGUUUUCCUCACAAUUUGCACAUUUACAUUUUUUGGACUGCUAGUUUUUCUAUUUAAAUAUUUGCCUUCAUGUUAGGAAUGUACUAUGUGAACAUGACAUAUUUGUAGUUAACCAAACACACCUUCUUAGUCCAGUUUAGUACAUUUUCUUUUCGUGUAUUCAAAGUUAAACACCCACAACAUUUAAGGAUAUGUUGAAACUACACCAAUAGAGCAUUUCAUACCAUAAUUAAAAUGAAUGUUAGGCUUCUUGUGGCCAGUUAAUAGUUGAUGAGAUUGGUGAUAUUAUUUAUUGCCACAGCCUAUUGUAUAAACUAUGCAGAGUUAAAUAUUUGCUUGUAAAAUAUUAGCCAAUGUUGUCAUUACUUUGAUGUAUUUCCUUGGUUAUGACCAAAAAUAUGUUGAUAUACUGAAACUAAUGUCUGUGUGUUUAAAUGUUUACCAGCAAAUUGUCUUAUGUUAAUGAGAAUGUUUAAUGCCUGUGUGGUAAAUAGUAAAUACAAUGGCAUAAAAGUAACUUUCUCUGAAGAUGAUGUGAUGUUCAGGUUGUGAAAUAUGUAUGUAAAAGAAAAAUAAAUGUUAUUUGUUAGAGUU
Messenger RNA from Mandrillus leucophaeus (drill), 5164 nucleotides. RefSeq names its product dmX-like protein 2. The transcript has 22 exons. Gene Ontology annotation, molecular function: protein binding. The coding region runs from base 15 to 3956 and encodes 1313 amino acids. Gene Ontology annotation, cellular component: RAVE complex. NCBI's taxonomy places the organism in Eukaryota, Metazoa, Chordata, Mammalia, Primates, Cercopithecidae. The record is from RefSeq and is a predicted model, not a curated record. Gene Ontology annotation, biological process: vacuolar acidification.